Messenger RNA from Chiloscyllium plagiosum (whitespotted bambooshark), 3525 nucleotides. Lineage: Eukaryota; Metazoa; Chordata; Chondrichthyes; Orectolobiformes; Hemiscylliidae. The record is from RefSeq and is a predicted model, not a curated record.
AUGUUUGCUCAUGUUAUUGCUACACUUGGUUUGUGUGAGCAGCUGAUUCAGAAUGAGGGUGAAGGUGUUCAUUUACUGGUCUAUUUUGGCAGAUGGCUGAUUGAUGGAAGUCCUUAUGUCGUGCUGUUAGACAUUGGUGCUUCUAAUUGGAGUCUCGACCAGUGGAAGACAGAGUUGUGGGACUCUUGCAAUAUUGGAAUUCCCUGGUUUGACAAGGAAGCUAAUGAUGCAGUGCUCUUUGGGUUUCUCACCACAUGGUUCUUGGGAGAAUUUGCAGCCCAGUCGAAAGGUGAGCACUUCAUCCUUGCUCACUUCCAUGAAUGGCUGUCAGGGAUUGGCCUGGUUAUGACUCGCAUUCGAAAACUACCCGUUGCAACAAUUUUUACAACUCAUGCAACAUUGUUGGGACGCUACCUCUGUGCUGGCAAUGUUGAUUUUUACAAUAGUCUGAAAAACUUUGAUGUUGAUAAAGAGGCUGGUUCAAGGCAGAUUUACCAUCGAUACUGCAUGGAGCGAGCUGCUAUUCACUGUGCCCAUGUCUUCACCACAGUGUCAGAGAUAACUGCCAUGGAGGCAGAGCACCUGCUGAAACGCAAACCAGAUGUGGUCACUCCUAAUGGACUCAACAUAAAGAAGUUCUCUGCUAUGCAUGAAUUCCAGAACCUACAUGCACGCAGUAAAAGUCACAUCCAGGAGUUUGUCCGGGGCCACUUCUAUGGAUGCCUGAACUUUGACUUGGAUAAGACCUUGUUUAUUUUCAUCGCAGGAAGAUAUGAGUUCUCAAAUAAAGGUGCUGACAUAUUUCUGGAAGCUUUGGCUCGUCUAAAUUAUCUACUCAAGGCAAACCGAAGUGAAGUAACGGUGGUUGCAUUUUUCAUCAUGCCUGCAAGGACCAAUAACUUCAAUGUGGAAACACUUAAGGGGCAAGCAGUACGAAAACAACUUUGGGACACCGCCAAUGUGAUCAAAGAAAAAUUUGGCAAAAAGCUUUAUGAGUCUCUUUUGGAAGGGGAGAUGCCCAAUAUAAACUCAAUUUUGGAUCAGGAGGACUUCACUAUGAUGAAGAGAGCCAUAUAUGCUACUCAGCGGCGUUCGUUACCUCCUAUUUGUACACACAACAUGCUGGAUGAUGCCAAUGAUCUCAUUCUCAAGGCAGUCCGAAGGAUUGGGUUGUUUAAUAGCAUGAGUGACAGAAUUAAGGUCAUCUUUCACCCUGAGUUCCUGUCUUCCACCAGCCCAUUGCUUCCUUUGGAUUAUGAGGAGUUUGUACGUGGCUGCCAUUUGGGUGUGUUUCCUUCUUACUAUGAGCCAUGGGGAUAUACUCCUGCGGAGUGCACAGUGAUGGGAAUCCCUAGCAUCACCACCAACUUAUCUGGCUUUGGGUGCUUUAUGCAGCAACACAUUGCUGAUCCAGCAGCAUACGGGAUUUACAUCCUUGAUCGUCGUUUUAGAUCUCUGGAUGACUCAUGCAAUCAACUGACCUCGUUCAUCUACAGCUUCUGUCAACAGACUCGUCGGCAGCGUAUCAUUCAAAGGAAUCGCACAGAGCGCCUCUCUGAUCUGCUGGACUGGAAGUAUCUAGGAAGGUAUUACAUACAUGCAAGACAGAUGGCGUUAGCAAAGGCUUUUCCGGAUUCCUUUACAUCUUCACUCUGGGAACCUGAAGUAAGUGAAGGUUUCUGCUAUCCAAGGCCUGCUUCCAAACCACCAUCCCCUGCUACCUCCCUUCAUUCCAGUCCCUACCACAGUGAAACCGAGGAAGAUGAAGAACGAUAUAAUGAAGAGGAAGAAGCAGAAAAAGACCGAAUGAACAUAAAACCAAUUGCUAUGAUCAAUUCAAAAUUAGAGAAGAGAAGGGUGAGGAAAAAGAGCCAGACCAGUGAGCCUACAUCACCGGGAAGCCUUAACCACAGCUCUAGUGACCCUGAAAACCAUAGUGACUUGGGGAUAGAUGAAAGGAACUAGAGCCAUGUGAGAAAUUAUUAAUGAUAACCACUGGGCUGCCAUAUUUUGCCAACUCCAAAACUGGUUGUGAUGAUUGGCAAGGUUAAGAAUUUAGACAGAGGAUGGGAUCAUGACUUGAGUUUUAAUGUUUACGUUUGACUAGUAUGGAAGAAUUACUUAAAAUGAUAGCCUCAAUGCUUAAUGCUUCCAAAUGAUGAGACAUAGAAGUAAUGACAGACAAACUGCACUUCUGAAGUCUGGCCUUAGGUUUUGAAUAGAUUGUCCAGACAUUUCUUACUGUCUGUUCAAAACAGGAUGGGUGGCAACCUAAAAUAGUCAGAUUGCUUUAGAGAUUGUAUACCCAGAGUGACAUAGUUACACUGAACAAAAUCUGCACGAAUGCCUUUGUUGCACAUUUUUCUGUAUAAAUUAACGUGUCAUUACCUGUUCACAGUCGAUGGUAUUUUUGAAAUAGGUAUUUCAGCAAGUAGAACAGAAUCCUUGGAAAACUAAUAGAUGCUUUUGUUGCACGGUUGUAUUGAAGGACUUCAAAAUAUUGCACGUUACUUAAAAUUGUACUCUUGAAUGACCAAUCAUCAUCUGAACUCUAAAUUGAAACACGCCAACUCAGAAACCUCCCAGUUACUAGCUCUCUUUCCUCACUACCCUCACUAUAAGGCUGUGAUUUAUAUGUUAUCACAAUCAGAUGGAAAAUUUUGCAAAAUAACUUUGAUUGCUAUGUGUAUCUUUUAAGAUUUUUAAAGGAAUGGAGCUCCUUUCAUAUUUUAAUAUUGGAAAUAACUGAAAAAUACUCAAGGUACUUCCUUUGUUCCAUUUUAUUCAGGUACAAAAUUAAUUCACAAAGAAAUUGUGCUUUUUUUUAAUGAGCCAAGUGAGCUUGGCCUUGCUUCCCUGUUAGACUCCUCUUAAGACACCAGCAACCUGGAGCAACACCACCAAAAUUAUUUGGGGCUUGUAACAUUGGACAGUCCUGAGAGUCUAUCUGGUGAUGCCCAAUCUUGAAACAUUUUCUUCUUCCUGUCAUCCACACUGUAAGUAAUCUAAUCUAAUCUAAUCUAAUCUAAUCUAAUCUAAAAAAAACAUAAAACAACCAACCAACAAAUGUGGAUGUAAAUGUGUGUAAUUUUCCCUUGCUACGAUCUGAGGAAAGUACCAAGGUUUGCAGGACAAUACAGAGAAUUGGAGGAUGGAAAGUCUUUUCGGAUAGGACACAGCACUUUAAUCAAGAAAUUUUGGACCUUUAGUUUCUUUUACUCUCUAAAGAGAGGCAAGAAUUGUUGUUCUCCAAAUGUCAGAAUUCUAAAAUUUGCGAGUUAUGAAAUAUACUGUUUCAGUGAUAUUUUUCCAUUGUGGGCACCUUGAUGACAGCUUUCAGACCUCCCUGCAUCUGCAGUUUCUCCUAACUCCUGAUGUUCAGUUUGUGUGUAUUUUCUCUGUUGAAAGUAAACUUGGAAAAUUGUAAUGCAUUAGCAUAUUCUAAGUGACAGUGAAAAGUGAAACUGUGUGCAAAUAGUUAUUUUAAAAGCAUGCAAAUAAAACAAAGUACUUUUUUAGUUUGGA